Urocitellus parryii (Arctic ground squirrel) is the source of this 1944-nucleotide messenger RNA. The record is from RefSeq and is a predicted model, not a curated record. NCBI's taxonomy places the organism in Eukaryota, Metazoa, Chordata, Mammalia, Rodentia, Sciuridae.
CUACAGGGAGAGGGCAGGCCGGCUCUUGGGGUUGCUGAUGUGGCCCCAAGGCCGAGCCCAGUCGGGGUCUGGCCUCAGCCCCCCAAAGAGCAGUUUCUGCACUCCAUGGGGUUGUCUCUGCCCAAGGAGAAGGGGUUAAUUCUGUGCCUAUGGAACAAGUUCUGCAGAUGGUUCCACAGACAGGAGUCCUCGGCUCAAAGCCGAGAUGAGCAAAACCUGCUGCAGCAGAAGAGGAUCUGGGAGUCUCCUCUCCUUCUAGCAGCCAAAGAAAAUGAUGUCCAGGUGCUGAGCAAGCUGCUCAAGUAUGAGGCCUGUGAGGUGUACCAGAGAGGAGCCAUGGGGGAAACAGCGCUGCACAUAGCAGCCCUCUACGACAACCUGGAGAAAACCUUUGCCUGCCAGAUGUACAACCUGCUGCUGUCCUAUGAUGGAGGGGACCACCUGCAGCCCCUGGAGCUCGUGCCCAAUCACCAGGGCCUUACCCCCUUCAAGCUGGCUGGAGUAGAGGGCAACACUGUGAUGUUCCAGCACCUGAUGCAGAAGAGGAAGCACAUCCAGUGGACAUAUGGGCCCCUGACCUCCACCCUCUACGACCUCACAGAGAUUGACUCUUCAGGGGAUGAGCAAUCCCUGCUAGAACUUAUUGUCACCACCAAGAAGCGGGAGGCUCGCCAUAUCCUGGACCAGACUCCAGUGAAGGAGCUGGUGAGCCUCAAGUGGAAGAGGUAUGGGCGGCCCUACUUCUGCGUGCUGGGUGCCAUCUACCUACUAUACAUCAUCUGCUUUACCAUGUGCUGUGUCUACCGCCCCCUCAAGCCCAGGACCACUAACCGCACCAACCCCCGGGACAACACCCUCCUCCAGCAGAAGCUCUUCCAGGAGGCCUAUGUGACCCCCAAAGAUGACCUCCGGUUGGUGGGGGAACUGGUGACCGUCAUUGGCGCUGUGAUCAUCCUGCUGGUAGAGAUACCAGAUAUCUUCAGGUUUGGUGUCACUCGCUUCUUCGGACAGACCAUCCUUGGCGGACCAUUCCAUGUCAUCAUCGUCACCUAUGCRUUCAUGGUGCUGGUGACCAUGGUGAUGCGGCUCACCAAUGCAGAUGGGGAGGUGGUACCCAUGUCCUUUGCCCUGGUGCUGGGCUGGUGCAAUGUCAUGUAUUUUGCCCGAGGAUUCCAGAUGCUGGGCCCUUUCACCAUCAUGAUCCAGAAGAUGAUUUUUGGUGACCUGAUGCGGUUCUGCUGGCUGAUGGCUGUGGUCAUCCUGGGCUUUGCUUCAGCCUUCUAUAUCAUCUUCCAGACAGAGGAUCCCGACGAGCUGGGCCAUUUCUAUGAUUACCCCAUGGCACUGUUCAGCACCUUCGAGCUGUUCCUCACCGUCAUUGAUGGUCCUGCCAACUAUGACGUGGAUCUGCCCUUCAUGUACAGCAUCACCUACGCUGCCUUUGCCAUCAUCGCCACACUGCUCAUGCUCAACCUCCUCAUCGCCAUGAUGGGCGACACUCACUGGAGAGUGGCUCACGAGAGGGAUGAGCUCUGGAGGGCUCAGGUGGUAGCCACCACGGUGAUGCUGGAGCGGAAAUUGCCUCGCUGCCUGUGGCCUCGCUCYGGGAUCUGCGGGAGCGAGUACGGGCUGGGGGACCGCUGGUUCCUGCGAGUGGAAGACAGGCAGGAUCUCAACCGGCAGCGAAUCCGUCGCUACGCACAGGCCUUCCAGCCGCAGGAAGUCCUCUGCUCUGAGGGCUUGGACAAAGACUCAGGGGGAAAACCAGAGCAGUGCCGUCCCUUGGGCCCCCACCUGUCCUUUCCUACACCCUCAGUGUCUCGAAGCACCUCCCGGAGCAGCAUCAACUGGGAAAGGCUCCGACAAGGGACCCUGCGGAGGGACCUGCGGGGGAUGAUCAACCAGGGCCUGGAGGACGGGGAGGGCUGGGAAUACCAGAUCUGA